UUGCAAAGGGCUUCUGGAGGCUUUUAUCUGUGUGUUACCUCUCCAAAUGCAGCUCAGCACUUCAGUCAUUUGUUGUUGCAUGCUCUGAUGAAUGUGCUCUGGCUCGAGGAGUCAGUAGCCAAAAAACCCCACACUGUAGCCAUGACCGACUGCCUGCCUCAUUAACAAUCUCAGCUAAUGACCUAAGAACAGCGUGUGCAGCUGAAAAGUAAAGGAAGAUCUCCUGAGCUCCCACACAAAGCAAGCAGGGUCUUGGCACUUUCCAUGGGAUCAUGAAAUAUUCCUGCAGCCCCUUUCAGUGGGGUCCUUCACACACCCCUUAGGCGAUGAACCACAUCAUGGACUUGGAAUCACACACAGUGAAACCACUGGAAUUGUGUGAAAAUAGAAGUGCUCCUGAGGCAAGAAUUAUGCCUUUCUAUGCCAUCCACGUUCUCUAAAGUAAAUAAACUUUACUUUUUAUACUUUCCCAGUUGCUGCUAUUUGAAUAGAAGAUUAAAUCAGCUAUCAAGCCAUGACCCACUGUGGAAAAGACACUGCAAAAAAUACUGGCUCAUUUCAGAGGAGGAAAAAAGCAGACGGAAUCAGAGCUGGAGAGCCAUCUUCAUCAGCACCUACUCUGAUUUAGGAAGGUACAUCCACUACUAUGCCACGCUGAAGAAAGCCUGGGAUGACCUGGAGCAGUACCUGGGGCAGUGGUGUCCGCGCAUGAUCAGCUCUUUGAAAGAGAGUGUGAGGGAGGAAGAUCUGGAUGCUGUGGAAGCACAAAUCCGCUGCAAGCUCCCCGAUGACUAUCGGUGUUCAUUCCGUAUCCAUAACGGGCAGAAGUUGGUUGUUCCAGGGCUGAUGGGCAGCAUGGCCCUGUCCAACCACUACCGCUCCGAGGACCUGCUGGACAUCGACACGGCGGCCGGGGGCUUCCAGCAGAGGCUGGGGCUCAAGCAGUGCCUGCCCCUGACCUUCUGCAUCCACACUGGCCUCAGUCAGUACAUGGCCCUGGAGAGUGUGGAGGGACGCAAUAAAUACGAGAUCUUCUACCAGUGUCCAGAGCAAAUGGCUCGCAAUCCAUCUACUAUUGUUAUGUUCAUUACAGGUACAUCUUACUUGGAAUGGUUUACAUCUUAUGUAAACAAAGUUGUCACUGGAGGUUAUCCUAUCAUCAGAGACCAGAUUUUCAGGUAUGUGCAUGAUAAAGAUUGUGUUGCUACCACAGAAGAUAUCACCGUGUCUGUGUCCACCUCUUUUCUACCUGAACUCAGUUCUGUACAUCCACCACAUUAUUUCUUCACUUACAGAAUCAGAAUUGAAAUGUCCAAAGAUGCCCUUCCUGAGAAUGCCUGUCAGCUGGAGAGUCGAUACUGGAGAAUAACAAAUGCCAAAGGUGAUGUGGAAGAAGUCCAAGGUCCUGGAGUAGUUGGAGAGUUCCCAGUUAUCAGCCCAGGGAAAGUCUACGAGUACACCAGCUGUACCACAUUUACCACAACCUCUGGAUACAUGGAGGGCUACUACACCUUCCACUGCCUCUACAACAAGGACAGAUUCUUUAAUGUCACAAUCCCUAGGUUUCAUAUGGUGUGUCCAGCAUUCAAGGUGUCCACAGCAUGAAUGGCAGCAAAUCCCAGUGAAUCUGCAGUGGAUGAAGAUGAAGAUUCCACAGGCAUUGAUGACUCCUGAGAUCCAUGAACAGUGUUGGACAUUCCUGCACCCUCUGGAUGCUGUAUUGGGAUUUUUGCCCAAACAGUUUGCAUAAGCUGAACUCUUCAGGGCUAGUGCAUAGGAAUAUUUCUGACUGUUGUAAAUGAACUCUGUUGCACAUCAGGGCAACUAGCAUGAAUGUUGGUGCCAGUUCUCAUAUUCAUUAAGAGUAUAACUUCUAUUUCCUUGGUGUGGAAGUGGGGGAAGAGGGAGGAAAACUGAGGGAGGGAGAGGAAGAGGAAGGUGUUUGGGCUUUGUUUACUUUUUUCUGAAGUGUGAAACAGCUUGAUAAUCCAAGGUACUCAUAUCUCACAUCUUUAAAGUAUUGCCUACUUAUGAUCAUACUGCAAAUAUGGUGUAGGGAUUUGAUUUUAUACAAAGCAUUAGAAGGGUGUAUCCUGUUGUCCUUUCUCGUGAGUUUCUGCUCUGGAUAACUGCUGCUAAGAAUGAAACCUGCAGUUUGGUCUGAAUAUCCCAUUUGGGUGAGAUUAGGUGCUGUUAUGCUUUUUUUUUUUAAAUUAACAUAGUAAUAGCAAAAACUUCUGGUCAUCAAAAUGUAUAAAUUAGGAGUGAAACUGGCCUUAUUUAUAGACAAUCUAUUUGUCAGUUGGAUUUUAUGCUAAGUGACUCUGACUGGAGAAUGCCUCUGGGAAUGUAGUGUCCAUGCAUAAUCUGCCACUCGUUAAGUAAGGAAUUUCUCAAUGACUACAGAGUAUGGAUUUGUAAAUAUAUUUUGAGGUUUUUUUCUGUUACAUGAUGUUUGCUGUUGUCAUAGGUGACAAAUUUAUGUUAUGUAUCAUGUUUUCCUGAGCCCUGGAUGAAUUUUUGUAACUGAAUAAAAAAAAGAAAAAAAAAUAAAUAGGAGGCUGGCAGAACAGCAGAUGGCUAGAAGAUUUAUAUUUAAAUAAGCAUCUGUUUGCUUUAUCUUUUUUUUGUUUCUGUUGUCAUUAAUAAACAACUGCCUCUUUUGUUCUCAA
Messenger RNA from Agelaius phoeniceus (red-winged blackbird), 2672 nucleotides. It is a transcript of the gene FBXO3, whose product is annotated as F-box protein 3. Lineage: Eukaryota; Metazoa; Chordata; Aves; Passeriformes; Icteridae. Gene Ontology annotation, molecular function: protein binding. Gene Ontology annotation, cellular component: cytoplasm. The record is from RefSeq and is a predicted model, not a curated record.